CUUCUAAAGUGUGUUUUGUAGCUUUCAGGAGCUCGUGAGAACUCGCGGACUUUUAAUGACAACCCCUGUAAUGAAUGCUGGCAGUGAUGUGUGCUGCCUUUUAAGUGAAGGAGUGACGGGCUUGUAAUUUGAGAGUCUGACCAGGGUAUUAUCAUCUAAACCUAGCGCAGAGUCUGAACGCUCCAGAUGUUGAAACAGACACAAGGAAGGACGCGGCGAGGGUCUAGUGGCUCACUCCUGUUGAUUCAGCCUAAAACAAAGGACGGAAAGCGGACAGGAAAAUUGCAGUCUCAAACCGCGGACGAUUCUGUGUGAUUUAGCUGUGUUCGUGCCGGGAUUGCUCGGCAUUUGACGCUCUGGACAUGCGUGGGGCUGGAGCAGGAGAGCUUGUCUAAAGUUUGAACAGCAGAGCUGAAGGUACAGUUGACUGUGAUUAGGCAGAGGUGGGGUCCUGAGUAUGAUGGCUUCCCCUCUGUUCCUACUGAUAGCCUGCCUGGUCUCGUCUCGUGUCGGAGGGGCUUUCUUUCCGGGACCCCUGCACCCGGAGAUGUCCAACGGCACCUUUCAUCAUUAUUUCGUGCCGGACGGCAACUAUGAAGAAAACGACGAUCCCGAGAAAUGUCAGAUGCUGUUCAAAAUGAUCGACAAUCGCAAGUGCACCUUGGACGAGGACCAGGACUCGGUGAUCCGGGACGAUUUUAUCAUCAUCAAGCGGCACAUCGAGGACGCAGCGCGGGUGCUGGAGGGCAUCGGGAAGAGCAUCUCCUUCGACCUGGACGGAGAGGACAGCUAUGGGAAAUACCUGAGACGGGAGACGACCCAGAUCGGCGAGGCGUUUUCUAACUCCGAGAAGUCUCUUCUGGAGCUGGAGGUGAAAUUCAAACAGAGCCAGGAAAACGAGCUGAAAGAGGAGCACAAGAUCAGCGACGACUUCCUCGACAUGAUCGUGCACACGCGCGACGCGCUGAAAGAGACGCUGGACAUCUCGCUGGGACUGAAGGACAAGCACGAGCUGCUGUCGCUCAUCAUCCGGAGUCACGGGACCCGGUUGAGCCGCCUGAAGAACGAGUACAUGAAGGUGUAGAGGACUGUUUGUCUGCCUUCAGUAGGCUACUGCCUUCAAAUCUCAGUCCGUCUGUAGGCUAUGGGAAAGCAUUUUAGCAUUAAUAUCCUUCAAACUAAGUUGUAAUUUACUUGUACUUGUUUUUAGUAGCUCAUUCCACACAUGAUUAUAUUUUUUCGUUUAUAUAAAAAUUAAACAAUUCACCUAAAGUUACUAAUAACUCCCAA
Messenger RNA from Carassius carassius (crucian carp), 1290 nucleotides. RefSeq names its product fin bud initiation factor. The coding region runs from base 458 to 1084 and encodes 208 amino acids. NCBI's taxonomy places the organism in Eukaryota, Metazoa, Chordata, Actinopteri, Cypriniformes, Cyprinidae. The transcript has a single exon. The record is from RefSeq and is a predicted model, not a curated record.